Messenger RNA from Oreochromis niloticus (Nile tilapia), 8875 nucleotides. It is a transcript of the gene ccdc177, whose product is annotated as coiled-coil domain containing 177. The coding region runs from base 4615 to 7365 and encodes 916 amino acids. The record is from RefSeq and is a predicted model, not a curated record. The transcript is spliced from 4 exons. NCBI's taxonomy places the organism in Eukaryota, Metazoa, Chordata, Actinopteri, Cichliformes, Cichlidae.
GGAAGAAGACAAACGAAAUCAUUUAAUAAUGAAAGUGUAGGAAGUAGAAAUUUGUUACUACUGAUGUGGGCUGUGUUUCUGAGUACAAUUAAUGCAAACCCUUCAGUGCGCAAACACGUAACAAUGCUCUUUGUGCUUUUUUUGUACAUGCGAAAGUCUCUGAAUGACCAUGUGGAAAGCAGAUUUGUCCUCAGAUUUUUAAAACAAAGCAGAUUUUUAGUUUAAUUUAAUCCGUUAUCCAUUUUAUUUUAAUUUGUCAAACUGUAAUUAUAUCUCUAUAUUACAUCCAUCACCAGCAUACUGUCUGCUCUCCAUCUUUUUGUUUUUUAAGGUAAUGUAUUAAACUACAAGAGUAAUAUGUACUGACUCAAAAUGUUAUCCAGAACGGUAACAUCAAAUUUCCUGCAAUUAUGUUAAAGCCAAGCAAAAUCUGUAAAGUUGUGCUGUUUUGCAGUUGCAUGGGACACUGAACUGAACUGCGCAUGCUGCUCACUCAUCAAUCAGAUGUGUGGGUGUAUAUGUUCAGGGGCAAAAAGGGAGUAGAAGAGAAAGAUAAAGAAGGAAAGAAAGAAGAACAGGCCUGGGAGAAAAGCAGAUGGGUCAAGAGCUUAGAUUGCUUGCAGAUGGCUGUCAGAAUAGAGCCGAGGUCCUCCUGUUAGAGCUCAGGCUGUGUUUCAAGCCGUGUGCCUGGGUGUUCACUUUUAUAUGCAAGCAUUUCUAUGCUGAGUUAAGUUUGGUUUAAAUUUAGUGCAUUAAUAAUGAAGUUGUAUUUCUGUGUAUACGUAAAUUCUUUCUUUCUGCAUAUUUUCUGUGCAGUGUUUGCUUGUAUGUGUAGACUUUACUGGCCUGCAUGAGGUGUUCAAAAGAGCAGCCUGGGGGUGGGGAGCUGCAGGUGCAAUAUCUGUCAAUAAGCUGGAUUUCGUUUUUAGCUACGAAAAAGAAGCCCAGCUGAUUUCACUCUAGAGGCUUCUGUAGUCUCAGAUGAUACAUUUACAAGCAGUAACUCAGUUCAGACUUUCAUGCAUCACAAUCCUUCCACUGUCCUAUAAAUCAGCAGUUACAUUCCACAUGAGCCAUCCAGCGGUGGAUGUUUUCAUCUAUACUUUACUAUAACUGUACAAAAUAAAAUAUUAUAGCCAACUAAUCUUGCCAUGAGUCUGUUUAAUCUAAGUGACUACUGUUUGCAGGUUUAGCUUUGACACUUUUAUAUAAAUAAAUAUUGCUUUAGGUCCUGUAUGUGACCAGAACAGAAUGAAUCAUCUUAUAUCCACCCAGGUCGUAAAAAAAUAGUUUCUGUGCUUGAAACAGAAAUACAAAAAGUCUCUACUGCCUCUUUGCAUAGAAGCAAUGAGGUUAACGUGAUCCCUUGUCAAAAGAUAAUUGUGAUUUCCAAUUUGAGCCAUUUAUAUUUGGCAGCAUGUUUCUGUUCUGGGACUCCCCCGCCCUUCUAUGUGCCUACAUAGGAAGCCAGUUGGAGAGAACAGCAAUACCGCUGCACAGAACAGGGCAUACACCAGUGACAACAGAUAUGACUGAUUAAGUCAGGCACAACAUGUAAAAGAGGUUUUGGGGUAUAGGGGGUUUCAAAGCUGCUUGCAGAUGUGCAACAACUGUGGCUAGACUAAAGCAGUUUAAAUGGGGUGCCUAGCAUGAGAUAUUGUCAGUCGCAUGUCUAGCUAAGAAAUCAGCUAUUUUUGGCUGGUAACAAGAUCAGAUGAUCUGCUGGGAUUGAAGUUGAGCUUGGCCUUUUUGCCCAGCCUUGAGGAGACUCAGUUCUUAGAGGUUCUGGAUGUUGAAGGGCUGUUUUGGUGACACAUCUCAGCAACAUCACAUGAAAUUUGAGGACAAUGCCUCUUCUCUAAUUUCAGAGGGUUCCCACAACGCAGCCACCCCAGCAAGGUCUAUGCCAAUGUACUGCAGAGGAAAAUCCAUCUCUUAGUAAAAGCUCAUAUUCAGGAGGAAACAUGGUGGUUUGCAAUACUGAACCAGCUCUUUACUCUCUCAUAGAGAAUGGAAGUUUGCCCAAUGAGUCUGCAUGUUUUUUGUGAACUCGGACAAGGCAUUCGACUGCAUCCGUUGGAACAUCCUUUAGGUGGUGUUCCGGGAGUAAAGGUUGACUGGCCAGUAGCUACAGUUCAUUCAGUCCCUGUAUAGUGGUAGCGAGAGCUUAGCUUGCAUGGCCUCUACUGCAGCUCCCUUCAUCACCGAUUCCUUACAACUUUAAUGGAUGGAAUUUCUAGGUGGAGCCAAGUGUUGGAGGAUCUCUGCUCUGGUAGCCAUCUGCAAACCACUUUUUUGCAGAUGAUGUGGUUCUCCUGGCCUCAUCAACCAGCGACCUUCAACUUGCACUAAGGUGGUUUGCCACUAAUUAUGUAGUGGCUAGGAUAUGAAUCAGGAUGUCCAAGUUUCAGACCAUUUUUCUUAUUCAGAAAAGGGUGGAGUGUUAACUCCAGGUCAUCGACAAGUGUGGGGAGAGUGAAGUGGGAGAAUGACGGCAGAUCUGUAGUGAGGCGGACACUAUUGGCUUGAAGAGGGAGCUGAGGGUGAAGCUGUCAGUUUACUGGUCAGUCUUUGUUCCUGUCUUUAGGGCCAUGGCCAUGAGCUCUGGCUAGUAACCAAAAGAAUGAGAUUGCAAGUACAAGCACCAACAAUGAGCUUCCUCAUGAGUUAUUGGACUCUCCAUAAGAGACCUGUGUGAUUCAGGUUGGCUCACAGUGGUGCUGCUACAUCUCCACAUUGAAAAAGAAGCCAAGUAAAGCCUCCUGGAUGUUUCCAGGAUGCUUCAGGCGUUCUACUGCAAGGAGGCCCUGCGGCAACCCCAGGACACACUCGAUAGAUUAUAGCUUACAGAUUAUAGCAUACAGUUGAGUAAGACGAGGUGGCCUGGGAGAGGGAGGUCUAGUUGUCUCUGCUUUAACUAUCGCCGUGACCCAAACAUGGAUGAAUGAAUGGAUGGUUUUUCAGACCUAAAAUGAAGUAUUUGGCUAAAGUUUGGCCUUUCUCACAUUAAUGGAUUUUUAAGUGGUAGUAUUCGUUGUCAUAAAUCCUUUACCUUGGCAACACUAGUGGCAUGUUCUACCUGUUGAGGCAGGUCCACAAUAUUUCCUAAGAGCUUUUUCCACUGAAGUCAUGCUGUUCCUCUCUUUAGCUCAGAUAAAUGUCUCUGUUGUGAGGAGCUGAGCGACAGUUGUGCUGAUGAAUUGGCUUUGCAAUUACGAGGCUCCAGAGGAGCGAAUGGUCCUCUCCCUCCUCUCUUCCCAGUCUCUAAGGACACUGUCUGUGCCAUUAACAACACAAAGCUCUCCAGCCUCUCCCUGGACACCUUGGCCCCACUUCUGAUAAAGAGCUGAAAGCAGAUCCUGUCUAGCAGUGAAUCGCCUGGCCUCACCUGGGACUGACCAAUAAAGCCACUUGGCUCAAGAGCUGGGAAUCAUGGUAUACCUGUGCAUAAUGGCAGCAGGGGGGAAAUCACUUUGCUAAGACGAGAGAUACACUGGCUUGAGUUUACUUUCAGUUAGGUAAAAACAGCCCAUUGAAUGACUUUUGUAGCACAUUCCUGAAGCUAAUGAUGUAAAGAAGUAAUGCUUUCCUGUCAGUAUCCUCUCUGAUGACCUCUUUAACAUCAGUCUAGAAGCCAGAAAGUCAAGCUGAUGUCACUGUAAUUAAAACACAAGUGGUGUUGGCUCUGAGGGGGCAUGAGUUCUCUAAUGGCCCUGUAUCCCCAGUGCCAAGGCUGCUCAAUAAUGCCCUCUUUUCAUUCCUGCCAGACGUAGCCAGAACAAACAGGAGAAGAACACAGGAAAGCACUAAGGGAGACAAGAGGAAGAGAGGAGUUUGACAGAAAACAGAAAAAGCAUAAUUCUGUGUGCUAGACUGUCUCAUCUGUUUUUGUUACUCGUCUCGUCUACAAAACAGCACUGAAUUAUUUAUUUGCCUCUGCCAGGUGAAAUAAGUUUAUGAAUACCUCCAGUGAUGAGCUCAUUAGUUUCCUUCCUAAUCUCUGCUUAAAGACUGAAAAAAACAUAUUUAUAUGACCACAGGCUUAUUUUUAAUUAAAAGAUUAUAAUUAAUGUAGAUGGGAUAAAAAAAAAAAAUCAUAUUGGUUUUACUUCUGUAAACAAAGUGAAAAUAAAUCCUUCAGGUUUUGAAACCACCUCCUAUCACAUUCCCAUCAUGUGAUUCACUCUGGAGUGACUUCAGUUUGCUGUCAAUCUGGCAAUACAUGACGUUCUGCAUGAUGUACAAACCAUCACAUUUAGAACUUGUUGAUUAGCCUGUUUGUUUUAAGUGUUAUAGCAAAAAUGAGCAAAUCCUCAUUCACAAAGCUCGUGCUAUUCUUGACAGCAGGUGAUGCAUACUGCAAACUAAGACCUCUGUAGUCACUCUCACUAGAUCCUCAACAUCCUUUAACUGUGCAUGACCCUGUGAGGUGUUUGUGAGCACUCAUACAUGCACAAGGCCAUGUGUUUGCACUUACUGUAAAAUGUGUUUACGUAUUUCUAAAUGGAAUUAAGCCUUUCGGGGGGGAAAAAGAACUUUGUUAACCUUGCUCAACUUGUUUAACAGUGAAGCAUUCUUGUGUUUUGUUCAGGAGUUAUCUGAGCUUCCAGACCUAUGGCUUACCAGUUGACUGACUGUAAGAAGAGAUUACAGAGAAUAAAAUCAUUGGCCUUGGCUUCAUCUGUAAUGACGUUUCCACUGUCUUCAGAGGAUGGAUGCCACUCUUUUCAGGAAAUAUCUCCCAAGAAAAACAAGAAGGCAAUGAGGGGUGGCUCGAGAGCUGUAUUUGUAAGAAAUCCCCAGCUCAUUAAUCCAACUAUGGUUGACCCCUCGGAGGCUGAGGAGCAGAAUAAGUGUAAAGGCCCGCAAUUCGACACGCCAGCUGUGGCCACCGAAGACUCUCGACUGCCAGAAAACACAGAUAGCACGACAACAGAGGAAGAUGGGGAUGCUGGUUUUGAGACGCCACCAACUGGCAGUUCAGAGCCAAGCCCCUGCCACACUGCAUCUCCAGCGGCUCCAGAGGUCACCUCUCAGGGCUCAGCACCUCAGCAACCACAGACUCAGACUGACAGAGAUGUGUCUCCAAAGCUGCACCUGGAUCUGUACAACUUUGACUCACCGGCCGCAGAGGGCAGCCGAUACGUUUUAACGAGCCCCCGCUCUCUGGAGGCGUGUGCUCGAUGCGGGGUCAAGCCUGUGGAGCUGCUGCCUCGCCCGCUCUCUGACUUUGCCCGGGAGGCUCCUGGCCGCUCUAUGCGUGUUGCCACAGGCUUGUUUGAAGUCUUUGAGAGGGACAGGCAUGCCAAACUCAGGCAGUGCAGGGAAGAGAGGGAAAGGAUUGUUAGGGAGGAAAAACGAAGGAUUCUUCAGGCAGCGGUCAAUAGCAGCAAUGCAUCUUCUGUGGAUAAAAUGUCCUCUGGCCUCACCCAGUCUUCUAAGUCUGGGCCAGUGACCUCCAGUUCCACCCUCAAUGCUGGAACAUCUUCUGGAGCCACAGCAUCAGGUCAAGCCUCCAAAACAGGUGCAGCUCUUUUAUCCAAAGCACCUGCCUCCACUCUUAGUACCUCCCCUAAAUCUUUUCAUGCGGGACCAACCACAUCCUUAAAAUCUGGCUCCACAACCUCUACACCAGCUUCCAAGAGUGGAUUUCUAGGAUCUGGAAAACAUCCUCUGUCCUCAUCCCCUGAAUUAGUAAAGCCCACACGACCACUUUCAUCUGGCCCCCCACCAGUAGUUAGGAAAUUGUCUGGUGGCAAAUCUUCAAACACUUUUCCUAGACCAACACCGAAACCCCCUUCCUUCCCCAGAGCCAACUCCACCUUGACUUCAUCAGUGUCAAAACCUGCAGUUCAGAGCUCUGGGAUACCUCUGAACGGUGUGACAGGAGGACCAUUUACACAGCACAAUGGACAUCUUGGAUUUCAUUCCAAGGUACGAGGAAAAAGCCAUUCACUGGAAUCUUUACAGCGAAGGAUGGAUCCCGUCUGCUCUUCAACCUCCACUACUACAACUACGACUACAUGCACCUCGUCAGAGUCGGGCGCUUCUUCUUCCUACAGUUGGGAUGGUGCACGAGAUCACUGGGCUAGAGUCUCCAGUCCUCGAGCUCGCACUAUGGCCACUUUCAACUCCCUAAUGGGCCGCAGCCUCAGCCUCGGCGACCUGAGCCACUCUCCUCAGACGACACAGAAGGUGGAGCGCAUAGUAAAGGAGGUGAAGCGCAGAGGGCUGAAAGCUGUGUCUGAAAGAGACCGCAAGAUAGCAGCUUUGAUGCUUGCCCGAUAUCAAGAGGAAGACAUCAUGAGCCAGACCCGCUAUGUGGCUCACCUUCAGUGGGAUAGCGAGCGCAGGAUGGAGGAGCUACGUCGCGAGCAGGAGGAGCGAGAGAAACAGCGUGCCGUGCUUCAGUGUCAGAGAGUGUGGCAGACACAGGUGUCGCUGCGUCAGCGAAGACUCAGCCAGCAGGAGCGACAAUCAGCAGCAGCCAAAAUGCGACAGGUCGAGGAGAGCGAGGAGCGAUGGAGGGAGCUUGCAGAACUGCAGGAACGUAACCGCCUGUUAAAGUUACAGCAGGCAGCACGAGAGGAAAAGCACAAGAAGGCUCUUCAGGAGCAGAACCUGAAGGCUUUGGAGGAGGAGAGGGCUGCCAUGCUGGAGCAAGAGAGGCUGCUGCUGAAUGAGAAGCUCACCAUGGCUGAGCUGAAGAGGCAAGAGAAAGAGCACCAAGCUCAGGAGGAGAGGCGAGGUCUGAACAAAGCAGAGAAGAGGCGUCACAUCGCCCUGAUACAGGAAAUCGCCCGUAGAGAGAAAGAGGAGAGGGAUGAGACCAGGAGGGCAGCGGAGGAAAAGCUCAGCCGUUCCCUUGAAAACUACGAACAGAUAGUUGAACGUCGAGGGAAGGAGCUGAAAGAGAAGGCCAAGCGCGAGGAGAAGCAGAUCCAGAAAGCACGCAAGGCAGCAGAAAAGCGCGAGAGGCAACAGCAGCAGCUGCUGGAGGCUCGCGUAAAGGAAGCAGAGAAACGAGCCCAGCAGGCAGCUUUGGUGGCCGAGGAGAGGGCCAAAGAGAAAGCGCAGCGGGCAGUCCAGAGCCGACAGGAGAAGGAGAGACUCCAGAAGCUCAACAGGCAGCGCGUGGAGGAGGAGGAGAAGCAGAGGCGUCUGGAGCUGCUCCAGUCCAUCGAGAGGAAGCUGGAGAAGAGCGAGCAGAUCUUCAAGGAGAAGAAGGCAGUGUUAGAGAGCGCCCGAUCCGUGGCUAGAGCCUCUUUUCACGUGCGAGACAAAGUGCGGGAGGAGACCAACAUGCGUACCUUUGAUAAAAUGGCCCUGGAAGCUCAGCUCAAAGCUAGUCUUGAUGAGAAAUAACCAUAGCUUUGUUGUGGACUCCUUACUUCUGGUCAUGUGCUUGGCUCCUGCCUUCAUUAUGGCCCCAGUCACUCAACAGCUUUACCUUUCUACCCAUAAGCACCUGCAAUGUUAUUUUUUCCCUCACAUAUCUUUACCCAUCAGCUGAUUUUACUACAUUUUUCAUAAUUUUUAUUGUCAAUGCAAACAAAAUAAUUUUGUAUCGUGGAUGUAAUGAGACUACAAACGAACAGUAACGCCUGUGAAACACAUGCAGUGGACUUCAUGAAAGACAUGAGAGUUUUAGGACAGCAGCAAACCCCUUCUCUGUCCUUCUCUUUGCCUUCUGCUCCAUCGAUCUCAGCUACUGGACUGAAAGCUCUGCUGGAAUGAAAAGAGUCAUUGUUUACCAGUAAGCACAACUCCAUGACAACUGCAGAGGCUUUUAAGGGAGCACUCACGUAAGAGAAGAACAAGCAUAAGAAAAAGAAAAGGCAGAUCGCAGAUGAUUCUGGACCCUCAGAGCAAUUGAGAGAUCCUUUUGUACAUGCACUGUGACACAGCAUGAAAAUAAAGCCCUGGGCUGAACACUUAACUGCUGACAAUGCAGCAGUGGAGGGUCAUGUGCACGAUACCCGUGCUGAUGAAGCAUCGGAGGACAUUGAACAAGAGGGAGGAGAAGCAGUGUGCAGUGCAUCAGUGUCAGGAUUCUCCUGGCCAUGCCGAUUACAGUAAAAUAGUGACGCACUCUGAAAAUGCCCUCUCUGCCCACUGAUCUGCUCCCACAGCCACCUGGUGACCACGUCAAGGUCAACAGGUGCUGGUGAUGAGCGUGAGCUGGUGAUGUAACCCACAAGCCUCCCGACAAAACUGUUCCUCCCACACUGAGCUUUAUCAAAGUGUAAAACAAAGCCUCUCCUGGUGGAAAUACAGUCUUAUCAGAUCUUAUUUUAUAGGUUUUUAUUCAGUUUGUACCCGUUAACAGUGCCAACUAUUGUGCUGCAGAGAAGAAGAACCUUCCGCCUUUUACCUGCAUCAAUGAAACAACGUGUGCAAGGUUCAAACACAGCUUUAUUAGCAUCAAGUCGUGUUUAGUCCAGUUUGUUUCCUUCUCAUCUUCCCCUUACAUGUGGGCUUUGUUUCUGUAUCACUUCUGGUGUUGAGUUAUUUAACAUUUGUACAUUAUCAUAAAAUGCUUCCUUUGAUGAAUUACAUUGAGUUGCAUUGUCAAGAAAGGAUUUUUUCAGAUGUAGCAAUAAUGAAAUGGUCGUGGAUGAUAUCGAACACAUCUGUCAGUUCAUCGUUUCCAUCAGUCCUCUAAACUGAAGGUCUGUGCAUACAAUCAAACGUGGAAAAAUAAAAACAAACAUUUUUCAAGUUGGAUUUGUGUUGUCUGUGCCAUCUGCUUCAUUUAGUAACAAGCUUUUUUCAGGAAUACAAAAUGGUAAAAGUACUAGCAGUUACACAGAUACAUCUUUAACACAGAUAUUCAUUGGUAGAAGAAUCAGAAAAAUGUACUUCAAAUAUUAAA